AGAUCGACUCAUCAAAAUUUUAGCUGUACCUGACAAAAUGGCGUCCAAUCCAGAGGAUUUUUAUGAAUGCGUGGCUUCUUGUAAGAUAGGAGGUGUCCCUGUACUUAAGUAUGUGUCCAAGAGAACCAAAAUGAUAAUAUCAAUAGCUCAAGUAGAAGGACCACUCGUGAAUGGAUACUUCUGCUUAGCUACAGAAGCUCAUGAUCAUGAUGGCUUACCUCAUACGUUGGAGCACCUGGUUUUUAUGGGGAGCGAGAAAUAUCCAUAUAAGGGUGUAUUGGAUCUCUUAGCAAACCGUUGUUUAGCCCAGGGUACUAACGCCUGGACUGAUGUUGAUCACACCUGCUACACCAUAACGACAGCUGGUACUGAAGGAUUCCUCAACCUACUUCCGAUAUACCUGGACCAUAUACUCUACCCAACACUAACUGAUCCAGCUUACACUACAGAGGUGCAUCACAUUAACGGGGAGGGUGAGAAUGCAGGUGUGGUCUAUUGUGAAAUGCAAGCGAGGGAGAAUACAAGUGAAGAUCGGACACACUUUGAAAUGUUACAAUUGAUGUAUUCUGAAGGCUGUGGAUACAGGUCUGAAACUGGUGGGCGUAUGUCCAAUCUUCGUGACAGCACGAGCAAUGAGAAGGUCACCUCCUAUCAUUCCUCCUACUAUCGUCCCGACAACCUUAACCUCAUCAUCACCGGACAAAUUGAGCCUCGUCAGAUAUUUAAAUCUCUUAGCGAAUUUGAAGAGAAAAUAUUGAGCAAAGGUGAGCUCCCUCAGUUCACUCGUCCAUGGCAGAGUCCCGUGGCUCCAUUAAACGGGUCCCACAGUAAAGUGGUUCAGUUUCCAACUAGCGAAGAGGACGAUGGUCUUGUUAGAAUAUGUUGGAGGGGACCAAAGGCUUCGCAGAGAUACUUAAUGACGGCAAUGGAGGUCAUAAUGGAGUAUUUAACUGAUACACCAGUGGCUCCGUUACAAAGGGAACUGGUUGAGAUUGAGGAUCCUUACUGCUCUGACGUGGACUGUAUGGAGCUAGAGAACAGUGUCAGUGUCUUUGGGAUCGCAAUGGAGGGAGUCCCUUAUGAUAAACUGAAUACCGUUGAAGAGAAAGUCGUCAGUGUUCUCCAGUCAUUAUCUGAUGGUUCUGAGUCCGUUGAUAUGAGCCGUAUGGCCAGCAUAUUGAAGCAAAGGAUUCUCAAAAUACUUAAUCAGGUUGAGGAGUGUCCACAUUAUUUCUUUGCUUUUUCUCUAAUUGGAGACUUUUUAUUCCGACCUGACGAUUUUGGUGAUUACCUGGAUCAGGUUCCACGUUAUGAAAAACUCUUGAAUGAAACAGAGUCAUUCUGGGUUGAACUGAUCACCGAGUAUUUUGUAACACCACACAGGAUAACGAUUCUAGGCACUCCAAGUGCUGAAUUAUCGGAGAAGAUGGAGACAGAGGAGAAGGAGAGGAUACAGAAGCAAAGAGAAGAGUUGAAAGAGGAGGGACUGAAGGAGAAAAAGGAAAUACUUGAAGACUCCAUUAAGCAGAAUGAGGCCCCUCCCCCUGAUGACGUGGUUAGUUCCUUGCCUGUUCCCUCCACGGAUUCUAUCUCAUUCCAUCCCAUAAAUGUCCUUGCUAAUCACAAUGUGGGCGGGGCUUCUGAGACACCAGAAGGCGGAGUCUCCGAAAUGUUGAAUAGAUUUCCGGUCGGAAAAUUGCCAUUUUUCUUACAAGUUAAUCACAUCAAAACGAAAUUUGUGGAGUUUUCUGCUGUUCUGGAUACUAGUGGUUUGCCAAAAAGAUUACGAUUUUAUUUAUCACUUUAUUCUGAGCUUCUAUUUGAAUCACCAGUUCUAAGAAAUGGAGAGCUGAUUCCUUAUGAAACUGUUGUGAAGGAGCUUCAAGCUAACACAAUAUCUCACUCCUCAUCUCUUGGCAUUAGAGGAGGGGGCAGAUUCAUGCCAGGACAGUAUCCUGAUGCUCUUUUAAUAUCAAUAAAGGUAGAGCAUACAUUAUACAUGUAG
Molecule: messenger RNA, 2005 nt
Organism: Amphimedon queenslandica
Lineage: Eukaryota; Metazoa; Porifera; Demospongiae; Haplosclerida; Niphatidae
Exons: 14
Coding region: 38-2005 (655 amino acids)
Molecular function (GO): metal ion binding
Source: RefSeq, a predicted model, not a curated record